AUGCACGCCGUGCUUACCUUCGUCGAGACCGCUAUCCUGUCUUUCGCUACCAUCAUAUUGGGCACUCUCAUCCUGUGUGGCUUCUACGCCAUGUUUUUCAAGAUCAUCUUCGACACCCGCGACAGCUUGGGCGGUGAUCAACACAUUCAUCGCGGCCGUAACAGCUCAUCGUACAACAUGGCUGUCGCUGGAGCCGUCCACCAAGCCAACAUACGCCGCGAGACUGAGAUGCGUACUCAGCAGAGCUGCUGA
Molecule: messenger RNA, 252 nt
Organism: Aureobasidium namibiae CBS 147.97
Lineage: Eukaryota; Fungi; Ascomycota; Dothideomycetes; Dothideales; Saccotheciaceae
Exons: 2
Coding region: 1-252 (83 amino acids)
Source: RefSeq, a predicted model, not a curated record